Molecule: messenger RNA, 552 nt
Organism: Pocillopora meandrina
Lineage: Eukaryota; Metazoa; Cnidaria; Anthozoa; Scleractinia; Pocilloporidae
Source: the annotation of a GenBank genome assembly
AUGAAAUCGUACUUUAGGCCCGCCCUAAAUAUUUCUAAACAUGUUAUUUUCUACAUUCCCACAGUCGAAAUUGGGCCCAUCGAAGAUUCAAGCGUAGACGAAAAUGUCAUCGAUACUAGCAGCCACAUGGAGGACUCCACCGUAACUACUGACACCACAAUCAUAACACCUACUGUCAACCUACAUGAUUAUUUAUUUACUGAACCCGAAAAGCCUGUAGAAGAGCUACUUGAGGCAGCGCAAGCUCGUAUCGAACAAUUAGAACAGCUGCUUUCAAAACAAUCUUUUUACAGACAACUGAAAGGGAUGUCAGACAAACGCGUUAGAUUCCAUACUGGCUUUUCGUCAUUUGCUAUUUUUGUGAGUACCUUCAAUGCCCUUAGACCCACAGCUGAAAGUAUGUUUUCAUGGUCCCAAGUACAGAGAGCACGAGCAAAAAGUGGGAAAGAUAUAAGUAACAUGAGAGACACUCUCAAGACAUGCAAACUUAGCUUAUUUGAUCAGUUUUAUUUAUGCAUUACUAAGCUGAGGCUGGGUACUUUUAAUGAGAAA